AUGCGCGUUCUCUGCGGCCCCACCUCCCGGCGAUGGCUUCCUGUGAUCCUCACUUUGGUAGGGGCUCACUGCUCCAGCUCGGCCUAUCUUCGGGACGCCGAAGACGAGCUCUUUCCUGGCUGGCUCGACUCUGUCUACUCCGGCCACUCUGCCACUAUCAACGCCCCAUUCUGGCCGGACUUCCAAGCUGAAAACCGGAGGCUCGAGGCUCCGCAUGCUCAUGAUGGCACCUUUCUGCCCGUUCCGAACGGCCCCAGCUCAGGCGGCGAGGGCGAAGUCGAUGAAGACCAUGUGCCAACUCAAGACGAAAUAUUCAUGUUGCUUGACGAAUUGAACCCGCACACUUUCCCACAACUACCGGCUCCCAUCAGCCGCAACCAGCCUCAAAGGAGUCGACCUUUGCAGCAGACUGAAAGCAAUCAUAUCCAGCCCCCGCAACCGUCCAGCCCCCCCGCUCCUCCUCCUCGAAUGAGGAACAGAAUCCCCAAAACAGUCGUCGACGAGCACUUCCGCGCAGUGCAGUCGAAGCUGCGAAUGGAGUAUAUGAAAGGCUGGAAAUCCGGAUGGGAGCGACAGCAUGAUCCGUUGCCGAUUCUUUCCAAGACCAGGGGCGGCGAGGACGGGUUCACCGCCAUCAAGAUUGCCAACCGCACCGGGACAGAGCCGCAGCGGCUGGGCGCUGUAGAAUCGCGCUACCGGAAGCUGGUUGCCCGGAUCUACCAGUGCCACGCGGCAGACCAGACGACGCGUCCACCCGGGGCGCGCGCCAUGCCGGCCGUCCGCGCCGUCGUCGCCCGGCUCAACCAGGACCUCUUCGCCCCCUCAGACGACACCGGCGUCCCGCUCUGGGGAAAGACAUCCAGAUUCCUCCGCGGCGGCUUCGCCAAUCAUCGCUGGAACAGCGCCCAGCUGCUCUUGGCUAGAUACUUUGCCUGCGAGCCCGAGCACCCCGGCCUACGCGACCAGGUGGCCCGGUUUUUGAUCGGCGCAGCUGGCCCCGCCUCUCCCGAUUGUAAGCCCUGUUCUCGGCAAAUCCCUGCGGCGGGGUCCCCUUCGGCUCAUUCGCUGUCUCUCCGCUCGUAUCCAGAGCUUCCAGAAGCACAGCCCCCCCGCCAAAACUCCCGAUCAUCGAUGGCUCGCAUCGAGCCGCUCUACUCCAGCCCAGUUACUUUAUGCCUGUCUUUUCAAUCUAUGCAGCACCUAUCCAAUCAUCGACUGUGUCCAGCUGCUUGA
This is a messenger RNA of Puccinia triticina, 1233 nucleotides long. RefSeq lists its product as uncharacterized. Bases 1 to 1233 code for a protein of 410 amino acids. The transcript is spliced from 3 exons. Lineage: Eukaryota; Fungi; Basidiomycota; Pucciniomycetes; Pucciniales; Pucciniaceae. The record is from RefSeq and is a predicted model, not a curated record.